Theobroma umbraticum is the source of this 2163-nucleotide messenger RNA. It is a transcript of the gene FTSZ2-1, whose product is annotated as Tubulin/FtsZ family protein. Gene Ontology annotation, cellular component: chloroplast; cytoplasm. Gene Ontology annotation, molecular function: GTP binding; GTPase activity. The record is from RefSeq and is a predicted model, not a curated record. Lineage: Eukaryota; Viridiplantae; Streptophyta; Magnoliopsida; Malvales; Malvaceae. Gene Ontology annotation, biological process: chloroplast fission.
AAUCUAACCUAUAGCCGUUUCCCAUAAAUAAAUUCAUGUCUUUUUUAUUUUCGAGUACUACUUCCUUUUUUUCACUUUUUAUUUUUAUCAACAGCAACCUGACAAAUGAAAUCGCAUAGCUAAAGCCGAAAAGAGUUUCAAGUCCUGCUACAAAAAAUCCCUCUCCCAUUUCCACUCCUUGUUGGGCUUUAGCACCCAGAUGCAUUUGGGGAACUUUGCUGUUUCUGUGUUUUCGACCCCGCAUGUCUCUCAGGUAUUGAAAGAAAGUUGACAGUGCAACUUGAAAUUUAGGCUAUUUAAGACUCUAAAUUCUCUGGCUUGUAUCGUAUCUUAAGUAAAUCUGUGCUCUUAGUGGUUCCCUCAAAAUGGCGACUGCUAUAUCGCCGUAUUUCACACCUUCAGAUACCAGACCAAUGGGGGUACUUAAUGUUCUUGGAGGAAGAGUGUCAAUGGAUAAUCUUUUAGGGCGAGUUGGCUGCCUUAAAAUGUGUGAUGGGAGGAGUGGGUGUUCAAGUGCUGGCCAAAGGUCUACCAUGCCACAUUUUAGAUGUUCUCCCAACUCUCAAAGUGUCAGUCCGUAUCAAAAUAAAGACCCUUUUCUGAAUCUGCACCCAGAAGUUUCAAUGCUUAGAGGUGAAGGGAACAAUACAGUAACCAAUCCAAGGAAGGAUAGUUCUAGUGGAAGUGUCACAGAGAGCUUAGGAGACAUGUCUGGUUCAAGUAACUAUAAUGAAGCUAAGAUCAAAGUUAUUGGUGUUGGAGGCGGUGGGUCCAAUGCUGUUAAUCGCAUGAUAGAGAGUGCAAUGAAGGGUGUAGAGUUCUGGAUUGUUAACACUGAUGUUCAAGCCAUGAAAAUGUCACCUGUCUUUCCUGAGCAUCGUUUGCAAAUUGGUCAGGAGCUAACUAGGGGUCUUGGUGCUGGUGGGAACCCUGAGAUUGGCAUGAAUGCUGCCAAAGAAAGCAAGGAGUUAAUAGAAGAGGCUCUUUAUGGUUCUGAUAUGGUUUUUGUUACAGCUGGAAUGGGUGGAGGGACAGGAACUGGUGGAGCUCCUGUAAUUGCUGGGGUUGCAAAGUCCUUGGGUAUAUUAACUGUUGGUAUUGUAACUACCCCUUUUUCCUUUGAGGGAAGAAGGAGGGCUGUUCAAGCACAGGAAGGAAUUGCAGCUCUGAGAGAAAACGUCGACACACUAAUUGUUAUUCCAAAUGACAAGUUGUUGACUGCAGUUUCCCAGUCUACUCCAGUAACAGAAGCAUUUAAUCUGGCUGAUGAUAUUCUUCGACAAGGUGUUCGUGGCAUCUCUGAUAUAAUUACGAUUCCAGGGCUAGUGAAUGUGGAUUUUGCUGAUGUGCGCGCUAUAAUGGCAAAUGCAGGCUCUUCACUGAUGGGGAUAGGAACUGCAACUGGGAAAACAAGGGCAAGAGAUGCUGCACUAAAUGCUAUCCAAUCCCCUUUAUUAGAUCUUGGUAUAGAAAGGGCUACUGGAAUUGUAUGGAACAUAACUGGUGGAAGUGAUUUAACCUUGUUUGAGGUUAAUGCUGCGGCUGAGGUUAUAUAUGACCUUGUGGAUCCGACUGCCAAUUUAAUAUUUGGAGCAGUGAUAGAUCCAUCACUUAGUGGCCAAGUAAGUAUUACUUUAAUUGCCACGGGAUUUAAACGUCAAGAAGAAAGUGAAGGGAGGCCACUCCAGGCAGGUCAGCUAGCACAGGGAGACAUUGGUCUUGGAAUCAAUCGGCGGCCUUCUUUCAGUGAAGGUGGUUCAGUGGAGAUCCCUGAGUUCCUCAAAAAGAAGGGACGCUCACGCUAUCCAAGAGCUUGAAUGAUUUUCUACAUAUCGUCUUGACCAAUGUAGUUAUUGGCCUCACUCUAAAAUCUCUGCUUAGUUCUACACAGUCCUCUUUGUUUCCAGUUUCUGAUUUGGGCUAUUAGUGCGAAUGCUUGUUCGAAAAUGUAGCAGAAAUAUAGCGUGUUAGUAGUUGCUUCUAUAUAGUUUGUUCCCUUACAGUGCAAUCAACUACCUUUAGCCCCACUUCUUCAAUAAGUUAAUUAAAAUUCACGAAGUUUAGGUUAUAGCUUGUUUCAGCAGAGCAUAUUUGAAUAAAACUUGAGUAGCUUGUACAGAGUGGACUUGAUGAAAGUAAAGAUGAGAUUUCUCAGUGUGUUUA